AUGAUGUUUGCAGAUGGUAUAGCUUUAAUAGGAGAACAUCUUGAAUAUGUCAAGAACACACUUGAGGAAUGGAAAGUAGCACGUGAAGGAAAGAGACUAAAGAUAAGUAGAAGUAAAACAUAGUAUAAGUUUAGAGGAAAAGUACAGCGUAGUUAACAAUACUAAUUAGUAAUAAUAGACGAGAUUUAGAGUUCUAAGAACCUAUGAUCUUUAGAACAAAAAAAAAUGAUUUGGCUGUUAUGAUGAUGUGAAACAUAAUAUUAAGUUUUAUUAGAUAAAAUAGUGAGAAGUGUCAGGUAUUUUAUAUAAUAAGAGAAUUUCAAACUUAAAAAUAAGUUUUAAAAAAUGUGAUGAAACUAUGUUGUAUGUUUGAAAAUGUUGGGCUGUAAACAAAAAAAUAGAACAGAGAAUAAGAGUAGCUGAUAUGAGAAUACUUAGGUGGAUGAGUGGAGUGACGAUAAAAGAUUGUAUAAGGGAUGAGUACAUAAGAUUGUGAUUUUCAAACUCUGUGCGCGGUACACUGGUGUGUCGUGAGCAUUCACUUGGUGUGCUGUGGUUAUUUGACAUUUGAAACCACCGAUUAUGGUGAUCCACUUGAUAAGUAUAAAGUCGUAACUCUUUGAGUACGACUCAUCAAUUUUGUUAUUAGUUCUAAUUUUAUGCAAACAAAUUAAACAAUGACAAAAAAAAAAGAUCUUAACUUUGAAAGUAGAAAAAAUAAGGAAAUAAAAUGAGAUAGUUUAAGCAUGUCACGAGGAUAGAGGAAUCUGAAGUAGUAAUAAUUAUAACGAAAAUAUACGUAGAAGGAACGAUAGGUUGAGAAUCUUAUGCUAACAAUUGGUGUAUGAGAGGUGGGAGAUUGGGUCAAAUGGAAGUUUAAAUUAAGGUUGGCUGACUCCGAAUAGUUAGAAUGAAGGUGAAGGAAAAGAAGAAGAAGAUAGAUGAUAUGAAAUUGACCAAGAGCAGAUUUAGGGUACCAAACUAAUUUUGUAUAAGUUAUAUAUGUAUAGUAUAGUAUAGUUAUAUUUAUAUAAGUUAUAUAUGUACAUUUUUUUUUAUGAAAUAUUUGAAAAUUAUAAUUUUAAAUUAUCUGCUCGAAUUCCAAUAUGAUGGUCGCGUUUCGAUAUGUAUAUAUAUAUAUAAAUAAUAUUAUCAACGUAAUUUUUCAUUAACAAACGAUAGCAAUUUUUCUUCUUCUGUCGGCACGUCAUCGUCGUCACCGAUUGCCACGGCACAAUCUGACAGCGCGGGAUUGUCAGGCGAGUGCAUAAUUUUGACAUUUCUAAAUCCUCUUAAUCUACCAGUCCAUUAUACGGGUAGGUACCCUCGUACACUGGAUACUGCGGUUGUUGAGCGGGUUUUCAUCUCACUUCAUUUACCCCGACGGUGUUGUUGGAUUAUUAUUAUAAUUAUAAAUCGCUAGUUAGUAAAAUAAAAUAAAAAACGGCCUCAAGAAUAACUCAUUCAACAAAAGUUGUUUAAAUAUUAGGAGAUUUAAGAGUAUCUAAAAUCGUUUGUUGAUACGAUUUUAUAAAUAUUUUUAUAAGGAAAAAAUAAAAUAAAAAUAAUAAUAAAAUAAUUGUCUACUAUAUUUUUUUUGACCAAAUUAUUAAAUUUCAUUUAUUCAAUUGAUGACAAAAUAUUACUACUUAUCUUUUAUAUUUUAAUCGGGUUAAAAGUGACUAAAAAUACUUUAUAAAUUCAAAUAGGUAAUUAUAAAUAAUACUUAAAUAAUACCAGGAUAUUUUCGAUAUUUUACCACAUCUAGAGUACUAGAAUGAGCCUUUGUGGACAUUUUAGGUCACUAGGAAUACUUUUCAUUAAUUUACAACAAAAGAACAAAAAUGGUUUUAACAGAAACUAUUGUUCCGUAAAAGUUUCUGUUUUCCAAUUAUUUUUCCUAUAUAUUAUUGUUGAAAAGUAAAUAGAAAAUUAAAAAAGGUCUAAUUCUAGUUCAAACUAGUCAAAAUUUUCUACCAAAAAUCACGUCUAGUAUUUAUUUAUUUUUAUUAUUGGUCUUAAUAAAAAGCUCUCAAAAGCGAACAGUUGCUCCUAAUACCACCCUUUAAUAUGCCUUUACUGUGGAGACUUUAUAUUUUUUUGAAUGCUUGCAGCUCACGAUCAACAUAUUACAUAAAAGGCUUGUUAAUAAAAACGUAUUUUUUAAUAAUAUAUGUAUAUUGUAGUACAUAAUCGUAUUGGACAUUGUAAUAUUAACUAAAUAAAUAAUAAACCUAUCAUACAUCAUGAUACAACAGCGAUUAAAUUUGAAUAGAUAUUCAAUAUAAAUAUUUUGUCUAGUCGUUGCGUUGGAAGAUCAUUUUUUCUUCUAGUUUUCCUUAUAGUCGUAAAAAACGUGAGAAAUCUACGACAAUUUACAGAAUUACCAUUUUAUUAUUUUUAAACGUAGGUAUGAAAAACGUUUUAAAACGUAUGAAAUUGAAAUUUAGAAUACUGUUUCCUCUAAUGCUCUAGAUGUGCAAUAAGUCGUAGUUUUAAAAUAUAUUGAAGUUAAACCGAUUUAUUAUACGUUUAAGAGGAUUUCAUCGACAAUUUGUAUUAUUCAGCGUAGAGCCUGCUGGUUACUGUUCGCCGACUACUUGUGACCAGUCCGUCAAUUACGCGUAUUUAUUUUGUGUGACUAACAAUAAGAUAUGAAUUGUUUCAAGAGGUUUAUUAAAAAAACAUAAAUAAUCCCGUAUAUAUGUUUGUAACUCAUAUUACAACAAGACACAUCCACAACAGGAAUUCCAAUUCACAAUCUUUGUUUGAACAAUAUGAUUCAAGUAAUGCAUUUGUGUAAUUUCAUGCUAACACAAUUUGACGUUAUGAUACACGACUUAUGGUGAACACCUUAAAUAGAGACGCAAAUUGAAGCAACUGUAUUUUAACAGGCUGUGGCUUACAAAUGUAGAUUUAAGGAGUUCUGUUUCUCAACUAUCUUGAUAGUUUGGCAUUACUUCACAAGAACUAAAAACAUUUUAUGCAAGGAGGUUUUAUAAAAACACCAUGGAGUUCUGAUUUAGGUAUAAAAACUGUUAAAACCUAGGUAUUAAUAUCCAAGUAUACGCACCAGGGAUAUGCUGGGAAUGGCUAGGCUUUAAAUAAUACAGGGUAGAAAUUCGUUAAAAAUUAUGCCCUGGGAAAAUCUGUUUUAUGCGAAACUGCGGGUAAUUAAGCUAUUAUUAUAAAUAUUUAUUUAUUCAGGAAACGAGUUUCUUUUUUUUAAGAAACGUGGAACAGGUACGAAUUUCUUUUUAAAAGCAGCUUUCCCAAUACCGUGUAUACCUAUUACCAACAAUACAAUGGUUUUAGCCUAAAAACCAUCUGAUACCAUUUCGUUAAAUUAUUAUUAGGUAUUACGGGAUCUAUAACACAAUUAUUUCUAUCUUGAAAUCCCAUUAUAAGAGCUUUAUUCUCGUAAGUCGUAGGGUACUAGUACAAAAUUAAUUGUUUUUCAAUUAAUAAUAUUUUGGAAAAAUAAACGUAGAUAGGAUAGGAUAUCAAACAACAAACUGUAUUUCAGUGCGAUUAUAAGUGUAACUUAACGUUUUGCAGUUUAUCGAUUCCGUCAGACACAACCGGAUAUUAUUAUUACCUAUUAAUUCCGCCGAGAGUGUCCAUUCCACCCUAAUUUAUCGGGUAUUAAUUCCGUCGGAAUAAUGUUUCGAUUUCUGUAUGUAUUAUAAUGGAUAAUACGCACUGUAUUUUGGCCGAAAAACAAUUUUGUGGGUCAAAUUAUUAUAACUAUAACUAUUAUUAUUAUUGUUAUUAAUAUAAUUUUCGCUACACAAACACCGCGGAGUGCCAAGAACACGUGAACAAUGAUGAAUUAUAAGUAUUUGAUUAUUUAUAUUAAUAUUAUUAUUAGUAUUAUACUAACAGAUCUAAGCGAGUGAACUAAAACGUUGAAGAAAUAGGAAGAGAAUUAUAAAAAACGAUUACAGUCAUUCCAGUGGUGCACCAGAGUCGGAUUAAUGAAUUCAACGGCUUAGGGCUCAAGAUUUAUUCGAUUUCGGGAACCCACGUUUUUCAAUAAAAAAAAACAUACAAAUUUUAGAAGCCCCAGGAACUUUUGUAUGUCGAUCGUAGUAUUUAUUAUGGAGUACCAUAAGGAAUAUUAUAUUUAUUUGAAGGUGUAAGUAUUACCAUAUCUAUUUCUGAUAUUUGUAAGUUGGUUUCAUUUAAUGACGCUGCAGUGUAAUUGACCUAUUGUCUUGCUCUAACUUUUUUCUUGGAGGGAUUCCAAUACAUCUGAACGGUAAAAUUAUAAUUUUAUUGAUGAUAUAUGAGACACUAUCAAAGUUAGUCUUACAUACUUAUCAAAGAUAAGUAUCAACUCCAACGAAUAAGUUUAUUAAUAAUAUAGUAAGGAUUACAAUUAAAUAUAUUUGAAGUUAAAAAAAAUAUAUAUAUAAUUAAUCCAUCAGAAAUACAGUCACAGCAAUGUUUUAGUGACAAUAAUGACAAAGAGUAUAACUUAUAUUUUAUAUUAUCAGAGCGAAAAAAAAAUGCUUUGCCCCGGGCAUUUUAAUGUGUCGCUACGCCACUGCUAUUCUUAUAUUAGGCACUUCCUUGACGUGGAAAAAUUUUUUCAAAUCAUUUUCCUAAUUUUUGAGACAUUUUAAAUUAUUUAAAUACUUUGGUUAUUAUUUGAUUUCAAAUUAUAUCUGGCUAUUAACAAUAUUAAACAAUUUUCACAUAAGGUUUCAUCAAAGUUACAUUUCGAUUAAAAUCUUACAAAACACAGAAUUUUACGUACGAUUUUCCUAUUUAGGUGAAUAAAAACUUUUUGGCCCACCAAAAAUGCUGAACAAUUUGAGAUGAAAAACGCCAGGACAAUUGUAAAUUAUGUCCGUUUUUUUUCUGUAUUGAUACAUUUUUAGUACGACUCGUCUUUUACAGUACGAAUUUCUCAAUAGGCAUCUUAUUUAGUUUUGUUCGAAGGUUCACUUUGAUUCAAUCAACUACAUAUUGUGAUUGAUGAAUACAAAAAAAUACCUCGUAUUUGACGACUACAAAUAUGGUAGGAAGUUAAGGUUACGUCACAAUGGAAAAACAUUAAAAAAAAAAAAAAAAUAAUAAUAAUAGAAUUACGUGAUCGCGGGGAAAACAUCUCCCGAGCUUUAAUAAUACGACUUUCUUAUUCGAUAAAAAAGUUGCACUCAAUAGUUUAUAUAAAAGUUUAUAAUUCAGGUAAAUACAAUUAAUUUUAAUUAUUAUUUUUAUUUACACUUCGUGGACAGAAGGAAAUUUUAUUCGAAUUUUAAUCUGUUGACAACUAUUGCUGCAAUAACAAUAAUAAAAUAUGUCCUUAGAAUUUGGAAUUUAAUUUACAUUUUAUUUAUUAACACUGAACAAAUAGAAUAGAAAAUAUUAUUAUAACCAUGUAAGUAUUUUUAAUAUUAACUUGUGCCAAGUUUGACACUGUUACAGUGGUGGAUCCAUGGGGUUGCGAGCAAUAGAGUAUUUUGACCCUGCUUUCAAAAAACCGAAAUAUAGUAUGAUUUUUUCUCGUAUUGUGGUGAAAUAUACAUUAAGAUGCAUUGUUGUAAAUGGUUUUGCUACCCCCCUCUAAAAAAAAAAAAAAAAAAAUGAAAAUAUAAGGUCUGUAUCUGCCAUUGACUCGUAGACUCGCAGGCGUGAUGGGAUUCGUGACGCGGUUUCUUUGCGGAUGUGAUAUGUUUUGCGUAUUUUUUAAAUUUUUUGUACGACUAAACAUGAAUAUUAAUUUUUUCCCAAUAUUAAAAUCGUAUUUGUAACAAGAGUAUUAAAAUACGGAUCAUCUACAUGGUGGUGUCGAUAAAAGGACGUAUUAAAAUCGUUUCAUGCGAUAAUUUACACUCUCACGGUUAUUAUAUUAUUUAUUGCUUGUACGAACUCAAAAAUACUCGUAUAAUUUGUGCGCAACAAACACGCACACUAUAUUGCAGUAUAUUUUAUAGAAAUAAAACGAUAAUAACUUUGAAAAUCUUAUUAACAUAAAAAAAUGCAUUUUUGUAUGAAAAAUACUACCUAAUACAGGGUGUCCCAUGAAGAUUAUAUUCAUUGCAAUAUCUCCUGAGAAAGAAAGAUAAUCGGUCUGUUUAUUUUUAUAUAUAUAUAUAUAUUACUCACAUAGAUAAGGACUACAAAUAUGUACAUUUGAAUUAAAGUUUUUAUAUUUUGAUAAAAAUUACUUUGUAUUUUAUAAUUUUUUAGAGUAUUUUUUUUAAAAAUGUUGACGUAUGAACUUUUUAUUUUCAUUAAGUUCAGAGAAAAUAACUUAUAACUUUGCAGCAGACUGUAAUCGAAUUCGUUAAUUGACUAAUAUUAUUUUUCUUAAUUGACUGAGUAAUUUUUUUCUUUGAACUUUAAAAAUUUAUUAAAAAUCAAGAAAUCUAAUGAUAAUAAAAAUUGGUACGUUAAAAUGUUCAAAAGAAUAAACUCUAUAAAAUGUCCAUCCUCAAAUUUUUUAAAGUAAUAAAAUAAAAUUUGUUUAUCAAAACAUUAAAAAAAUAAUUGAAACAUAAAAAUAUCUGUAGCCUUUAUCCCUGUGAAUAUAUAUAUAUAUAUAUAUAUAUAAAAAAGAGAAUUUGAUUAUUUUCAUUAUCUUUAUUUAUUGUGGGAUACCCUGUAUAUUUUACUGAUUAACAUCAGUAAAAUAUAACGUUUUAAUAAAACAUCUUACACUUUUACGAGGCGGUGGGUGGGAAGAAAAUCGCCACGUGUACACGUGCACAAGCGCUUAAAAACCGACUUUGGUUUAUUACUAUAAUAUUAGGUCGUUUCAUCGGAAACGAGCAUUUGCAUAUAAGCGUAUUUUUUUUUGUUGUUUUUUUCCUCCACCAGAUAAAUCGGAAGAGAAAAAGACAUUUACCAGAUUUAUUUUAACCAACUCCCAUGUUCUAUAAUAUAACUACACCAGAAAUUAUUGUAUCAAUAUAAAGCUUAUAAGUUUGUAGGUAUUGCAGUUUGUAAUAAUGUAGGUAGUAUAUUGUUCGUAUUAUUCGUAAAUAUAUUGGAAUUGAAUAACUUGUAAAGAGAUACGUGGAAGACGAGAAUAUUAGAAAGAAGAAAAUCAAUUUUUGUUCUUGAGGACAGUUAAGAAUCAUUUGUAGGCAAAUGCUAUUCGGUGAAUAUUCAAUAUAAUCACAUUUUCUACAUUGAAUAUUACCAUACGUAAUUUAAAAUUCAAGAAAAUUUAAUGUUUAAAACACAUACACAUACAGAAACUAAUACGCUUAUAUACAUACUACAAACACAUAUUUUGAAAAUAUACACGACACUUAUGCAAUAAAUUUACUUAUGUAAACCAAAAAAUAAAUGCCAAAAUUGACUUAAGUCCUUCUUCUUCGAGAUCUUAAUAUAAUAUAAUGUAAUACCAUCAUGUCUAUAUUGUUAUUUCGGUUCUGGCGUUUUCCGGUGAUAGAUUUAAAUGUUCAAAACAAUGUACUUGGCGUUUUUUUAUUACCAACUUGUGUAAUUGCGUACAGUUAUAAUAGCUGCAAGAAAAUGAAUCGUUUGAAAAUUCGAGUACUCAUAUCGAUAUCAAAAUGGGUGUAUACACACAGACGCAUAUUAUUAUACAUACAUUUAUUUUAUACCUAAGUAAUAAAGUUACUCUACGUGACUUAUUUUAAAGGCGAAUGUGUUUUGGGCGUUAUGGCCGAGUUCUUAUAUAGAAAAAUUAUUAUUAAUAUCCGAUCGGAAGUUUCUGAACUAGUAAAGUCUCACGUAUACGCGAAUCGAUCGCGGUCCAUUAAUAUAGUCAACAUAUUUACUGCACCUAAAUUGUACUAUCUUAUAGAAUCCGAUGGACGAGUUAAAUUCGAACGAAAUAUUUUAAUCUCAAACAGAGCGAAAUAGACGUGAAGAACGCGGAACAUCGAUUUCAAACUUUCACGGUAAUAAAUUGAUUACAACACAUUGAUAAUAUUAUUCAGAAACACAAAUAAUCGUCAACACAUUUUAAAUACUUUUGCAUGAGAUAAUUAAGGUAUUUUAUUAAAACUAUUAAUUAUUUUCUUUAAAGCAUUUUGUGUUUUUUUGAUGUUUAUAUUAUAAUUCCAUUUUUUUUUUUUUUUUGAUUGUCCAACUUUUCAAUAAUAGAGUAAAUUCGGUUAAGUGUAUUUUCUGCGUUGGCGUUACUCGAAUUCCUCGAAACCGACCAAGAGCAUUCAAUUUAAAAUGCAGGCGUAUUUUGUUUCUUUUGUCCACCUUUAUCUACUAUUAAUUAUUUCUAUACAUAGAUAGGUAGUACUGUACCCUGUCUCUUUGAUGGUGUCCAGAUUUUAUUAAAGAAACGAACCAUUGCAAAAUUAUUUGCGAAAGAAUAAAUCUGUUUUUUUUUUUUAUACCAGGAUAUCCAUUAUCUAUCGUAAUCUAUUAUAAAAGAAAAUUAAAAAAAAAAAAGAGUUGAUACUGCUGAUGGAUGUGCCAUUAUUAUAGGUGGAAGUGGGGAACAAAGGAUACAUAAAAUAAUUUAAUUUAUAUCUGUAAGCAACGAUGAACCAUUGUUAACGAAAAAAGUUGCUAAGCAAAGUUCGUUUAUAUAUGAUUUGAAGGCUAUCAUAUUUACGAUAUUUAUCAAAAUUUGAUCUUAAAACGCUGAAAAAAAAUAGCUCCCUGGCUACGCACCGAAUCUAAACAAAGUUGGAGUGCACACUUUAUUUACUUAAAGGAUAAAUACAAAACUGAUGUAUAUUAGUACAUUUGCAUCUUGGGCAAAUGGACACUGUAUUAUUGCGGUGUCCACAUCCUUCUUUGAAUUCUGAUAUGAACCGUAAGGAGCUGUCAAUAUGUGUAUAUACGGAUUUACAAAAUCAAAUUUCAAGAGGGGGGGGGGUAUUAAGAUUGUACACUUUCAUAUUCUUAUAACAAAGAAUUUUACAUAGGAUUAUUUAUUUUUCAUUAAAAAUGUUAAUAUUUUAUAGCAUUCAUUUUUAGUGUUUUACUAUAAUAUUUACCUAUUACUCAAUUUUACAAUUAAUAUUUUUUUAGUGAAUACAGCUUAAAUGAUAACGUAAUUCAUAUUUUUGUGGUGAUAAUGCGGACUAUGUGAUAUCACCGUAUCAGUUAUAAUAUUCUAAAAGCAAGAAAACUACAAAUAAUUAUAAAUAAUAGUAAUAAUAAUAUAUACCUACUAAUGUAGUAGUGUUUUAGUAAUAAAAUACAAAUAAAACUCUAAUUGUAUUUAUCUUUCUCUAUGACAAAAACCACUUUUAAGACUUUAUUAAAAAUCUACUUUCAUUAUUAUUUUCAUGAAAUUUCGGGAGGGGAGUUGAACCCCUAAAAAUUCCUUUUGUACACGCUGUAUAUCUAAUCCUAUUCACUUAUUCGGAGUAGGAAAUCUAAAAUUUACCUUUGCAACAAAGAUCAAAAUCAAUAUUUUUAAUCUACCAAAAGUAAUAAGUUGUUGUUGAAAGUCCUAAUAAGUAUAUAAUUAUUCUUACAGGUGCAACUCGUAAACAAUUGCCGAAAAACUCUGGACGCAACUUGGUCGUAUUGUGCAAAAACCACGGACCUAAUUCGAUUGUUGCAAUGGACAUUUUCUUUCUUAGUGACGUAAUUCAUAUGUAGCCAGUAUUGAACCAAGUUAGAUAAAAUGUGAGACGGCUCACGAGAGAUAAUGUGACGAGUAUAUACCGUUGAAUUAUAUACCACCAAAAUAUCCACUAAAGCAUUAUUACAAGUUCGUUUAAAAAAAAUUAUAUUUUUAUGUAUGAUCGAAUUUGUUUGAUGGAUUGAGACGUCAUUUUAUACACUGUCCAAAUUUAAAAGUCAAAAUUCAAGUUUGUGUAGCUUUUACAGAGAGCAUUGAAAAUAAAACGUCUUUCUUUAGCGAUUGGUGAAAAUGUCAUAUAAGUUAUCGAAAGUUUUCAAUAUUUAUAAAGUAGAUUUAUUUUUAUUGAAAACUAAUAUUUUAAAGAGCUUCUAAAAAAAAGUUGAUACUGCCACUGGAAUGUAGGAUACAUAAAUUUAUUUAAUUUAUAUCUGUACGCAACGAUAAAUCGUUGAUGGUGACAUACGAUUCUGAGCGAAGUUCAAGUUCGGUUAAACAUGGUUUGAAAUACCGUUAUUUUUAAAAUUUUGGUUAAAAUUUGAUUAUAAAAUGUUUUAAAAAAAAAUUUAUAUUACACUCAGGUAUUUUUAAACACUAACUAAAACUUAUAAUAAACCUUGUGUUAUAUUUUCAAGUAAUUCUAUAAGACUAAAUAAUUUUACUCAGAUAAAAACUAAUAACAUAUAAUGAAACUCGAAAAUGUCAAAUCAUACCCAUAAAUAGCUAAAAAAGCGCCGGAACGUGUUGAAAAAAUUUACCUCAUGUGUUAUUUUACCAUUUUUUUCCUAUUAUUAUAAAAACUACUUGAAAAAUUAAAAAAUGACCUUUUAAAUGCACUACUUAGACUCUAAUUGCUACAAAAAGCAUGGUUUUUAUUUUUUGAUUGGAGCAAGAUUUCUGGCGGAAAAAUAUAAAACAUAAAAAUAUAUAUAUAAUUAAAAUAGUUGCAUACACUUAAAAUCUAGACAUAAAAAAAACUAUUUAAGGUAAAUCACUUGAGAUUAAAAAAUUAUCAAUAUCUAUUGGUACUGAAUGUAUAAUAAUUUAGAAAUUUAAUUGAAAUCAUAAGUCAUAUGUCAUAUACAUUUUUAUCUAGAAAAAUCGUUGUUUCAUGCAAAAUGUAUCAAAUGGAAUAGAAGUCUCAGUAAUCAUUUUUUUUAAAAACUAUUUCCACUUAAAAAUAGCAUUAGUAUUUUUACCGAUUUUUUAUCAUAACUCUGAGAAUUCAGAAAAUGAUAAAGAAUACAGAUUAAUGUACUAUCAAUUUCGUUAAGACACUUUGUGGCCGUUUUGUCGACAGGAUUUUCUUCAAUUAUUCCGUAAAACACAGUGAUGGGUAUCAUUUUAAUUGUGAAUUUCGCCUAUUUCUUUAAACAAUUUUCAGUAUUAUUUCGUAAGGGAAUAUUUUAUUUUCAAAACUUUGGUAAUAACUAAUUCAUUUUUGUAAGUGCCUAUUAAAAUGUAUAUUCAAAUGCGCACGUGUAUCUAUAGUACUUAUAUUUAUCCAACUUACAAAAGCUUAGUUUGCAGUAUUUUGCAUAAUAUGUUAUAAGUAGUCAUCGUCGAUGCUGUAUUAUUUGUAUUCUCGAUGGACAAUGAGUAUAAUAAUGGUAGGAAGAUGUUUUUCUGGCAUCACGAUCAUUGUCAAAUAAAUGAAUGUUAUUGCUAUUGUUAUUUUGUGCAUUAUACGUUAUUGGUAUGCGUUUUGUAACUAAAAUGGAAAGAAUCUAGUAGGUGUUUUAUUUUUAUUUUUAAUUAUUAUUCAAGUGAAAUACGGUAACGUACAAAAAUAUUAUUUUUAUAUUUAAUCUAAAAAAUAAUAUCAAAAGUCCUGAAAACUUGUAAUUCAUAAAAUUAUAAUUUCAACAAAUUUUUGAAUUUAAUGAUACAUAGGAUUUUUAAAUAGAUGUUGAAAUCAUCUAUGAUUUUUUUAUUUUAAUGGUAUUUCUACACGGUGAUCAAUCUAUCAUAAGAUACUCAUUAUCUCGGAAAUUAUUAACUUUUUCCGGAAUUUGUUAUAAAACAUUUAAGAACUAAGUAGCUCUAAUAGUUCUAUAAUUUUAAAUUUACGUUAUUUUUUGUCAGCUUUAUUUGCAGGGGUAAAUACACUACCUAUAGUUUUAAUUUUUAAAAUACAACAUACAUUACAAAUUCCACAAAUAGAUGAAGUAUUGGUUAAAAAGAAUUUUAGCGUUGACAUUUUUGAUUUUCGUCAAUCCGUUGAUGAGGUAGUCCACUUUUAAAUUUGCAUUGGUGGAGAGUAGCACAGUAUCAUUUGUGUGGUGGAACGGCGCAGGACGUUUUAAUAAUGGACUACUACCCUCCCUGGACCUAAACUAUAUUUAUAGAAUACAGGAUACCAUAUUAAAAUUAAACGUAUGUAGCAAUUUUAUCACCAAAAAUAAGGGUAACAAAAUAUAACAUAAAUGUAAAAUUGUAAAGCUGCUUGUUUCUUAAAUAUUUUUUAAAACAAGUUCUGAAAAAAGUUAAUGUUUUCCGAGAUAAUGAAUGUCUUACGAUGGAUUGAUUACUCUGUGUAUUAUAGUAAAUGUCAAAAGUAAUAUUCACAUGCUAUAAAUGCAAGUGUAUAAAAUAUAUAAAAUAUCAUAUUGUAUUAUUUUUUGUUUAUGAUUUUAGUUUAACUUGAAUCUAAUAACUUUUUCCACGUUAUUAUUAUAGGUAAUAGUUGCCUACCUAUCUAGACCUGCAGUUAGUGACCAUUAAGAUUUAUUGAUAAUAGCGAUUGGGUACCUAACCUAAUAAAAUUAUAUUGAAGUUUUUUGUAAAUUAGCUACGUACAAAUUAGGUAUAUGCGAAUAAACAUUUGGAGUAUUCAAAUUGUAAAUUCACACGCUGAAUCGCGUGUUGGCCGGUUAUCGAGUGCAAUACGAAUGAGAGUAGACAAAGAAAACCAUUGCGAUUAAAAAUGAAUGAUACAAAAUUGAAACCUUAAAUGUUUACACAACAAUAAUGUGUAAUUACUCAAUUUUUUGGUUUACAUUUGCACGGUGCAUUGUGAUACGUAGGCAUAAACAUGCCUAAAUUAAUGCAUGACACGAAUUUUGAGGAAGGUCAUGAAAAAGGGUAUAAGUUAAAUUUUAUAAAUUUUAUAACACAUUAAACUAGAGAUACCAUAGAAAAUACUUAGUAUAUAUUCUCACUAUGUUAGAUUAUCCGAAGUCUGCAAAGUGAGUAUCUAUGUAAUAUUAUUUGUGUGCAAAUUAAAUUAAUUUUAAUUCACAGUUCCCUAACUAGAACAAGAAUUGUACAAGAAGUUUCAAUAAUGUUUUGAAGAAAAAAACUCCUAUAUAUAGGAAAACUCAGAAUCUGAUAUACACAAAGUGCAUAAAAUUAUGAAUCAUGGUAAUCUUUUCCUAGUCAGUAGUCGUUACCAAACAAUUUAAUUUAUCUUUAUUUGUUUAAUACAGGAUAUAAGUAACCUAUAUUAUUAAAACAAUAGGGAGUAAUAAUAAUGUAGUAUUUUUUAUUUUUUGAAUAAGCGUUUUAAGAUUAAAUCUUGAUGAAAAUCGUAAAAAUUGUGAUACUUAAAAAAAAUGUUAAUUGAACUAUCAGAAUGGUUUUUCUUUGGCCAUAAUUUAUCAUUGCGUAUUAAUACAAAUUAAAUAACGUUGUGUUGCCUACCUUUUCAGCUUUCCACCUACAACAGUGACACACUAUUCAGUAGUAUUAAUUCCAUUUUUUUUUUAUGAUCUAUACUUAUUGAAUAAGUAUUUAUUUAGAAAUAUUAAAAUAAUACACAACUUUCCGAAACUAAUAUCUAAAUUAAAAUAUAUCAAAUAGUAGUUUCAAAUAUAUCUAUACCAUAUGACCAUAUUUAGGAAAGUCGUAAGAUACCUAGAAUAUUUUUACUAAUUGAAAUACAAUUGUACAGGUAAGUAUAUAACCUUAGCAAAAGAAUUUUUAUUUAGUCCACGUAUUAUGCAUAUCGUGUUACUUAUCAUUUAAUAUCAAUAGAUGCCUAAGUUCACUUCAUUUAUCCUGACUUAACCACCUUUUAUUUUUUUUAACGUGCAUUUCUAAAAUAUUUCCAAUAAUUUGCUAAAAGUGUUUGGAAUAUUUAUAAAUAAAAUAAUACUACUUUUUCUAUUUUUUCGAAUAUUUAAACUGAAUAUUUUUAAAGAAUAUUUUAUCCAAGUCUUCGAAAGUAUCAAAUAAAUUUAAAAUUUGAGAAUCAAUUAUCUUGUAGGUGUUUAAAAUGCUGAUUUUAAAAAAACCAGGAAAGCGUUGGAACUUAGAAGAAAAUCAAUAUUUACAUGACAAUGAUUACAGACUAGAGUACAUUACCAAACAUCCAUAAGGGUGAGCUUAAUGCAUAUAUAUGGCUGAUAUGGCUUACUUAGCGAGAAUUAACAAUAUUAAUACUAUUUCCUUAGUUUUUCAAUGAUAUGAAUAGAGUAUUCAGUCAUAUUUAUAACACAACUACGUAGGUAUAUUGAAUUAGCGGUUGUGUAUUAACAUUAUUUAUUAAUACUAUAGUUAUAUUUAUACAAGUUAAGUUACCUUACAUAUUUACAACUUUCAAAACUUAUAUUUUCAAUUUACAUAAAAAAACGAAUGUUUAGAUUGAUAUGAGAGGAGUGAAAAAAUUGUAAAUCUGUGUCCAGUAAUAAAAAUAUUGUGUUAUGUUUACAGAUUGUAAAUUUACUAUGAAAAAAGUGUCAUAUAAAUGAUAAAAUAAAAACGAUUUCAAUAUAACUCUUGAUUAUGCAAAAACAUUUUUUUCAAAUAGAUGACAUUGAAUAAUUUUCGAUAUGAAUAUAUUUACUGAAAUAAGGCCAAACAUUGAAAAUUAUCGUAAUAACUAUAUUUUUAGCCAUAGUUGUACGAGUAGAAUAUAGACCAUUAUUGAAUCUACAGAAUCAAAUAGAUAUUUUGAUGCUGAUGACAAUAGAAAUAAAUGAACUAGAAAAACAUCAUGUAUGAUUUAGCAAUGUUUUUGAUAACACUAAGUGUAAUACUUGUAUUUUAAAAUUCAAAAAACGACUUCUUUCCAAAUCCCUCAGUUGUCAGUAUCUAACAAUAAUAAUUCACCAAAAUUAAAUUAUUCACAUACAAAUAAAUCAAUUUUUGUUACUAUGUAUUCACUUAUAUGAUUCUAGGGAGAAUACAAAGUGUAUUCUAGAGCGAUUAUGCAAUGUAGAUAAAUAGAAAAUAUAUUUUGAUCUGAACAAAAUAAUUAAUAACGCGUCUGAGAUUAGAGGUAAUAUUACAUUAAAGAAACAAUUGCGCAAUUCAACCGAUGUAAGUUAACACAAAUUUAAACAUUAAAAUAUUUCAUUUUUGUCUAUUUAAGCAUCUAUUAAAAAUAAAUAUGUAGUUAUUAAUUAUAUUAUAAGAAUUUCAAAACUUUUUAAUUGUUUUCAAUUGUGUAUAUUAGUUUCAUUAGCUUUCUAAAAUAAUGUAUAAAGUUGAAGCUUUAGUGCGAGUAUAUUUAAACUCACUUAUCUCAGAAAUUAUUUGGCCAAACAAACAUGACAUGCACAAAGCCAAAGACAAAGACAUUAUGAUAUUGCCUAACUAUAAUUAUAGAGAAUAUAUUAUAUUUGUUAUUAGAUGUUUAUGAAUAUAGCUGUCUAAGACGCACUUGGUGGUUGGAAAGAAAAUGCUUCUAUUUUCCGAAAAUCCAAAACAUGUACAUCAAUUAAAAAUUGUUGGAUAUAGGUGCAACAUUGCCAAUAGAAUUUAGGAAGAAUAUUGAUUAUAAUGGGUAUUGUACAAUUUCCCCUGUAAAUAAAAUUAUACCAGACCUAUUAAUGCUAUAUUCAUAAAAUAUAUUUACAUUCGGGGGGUAUACUUUUUAAGUAGUUUAGAUGUCACGAGAUUAUUAGCAAAUGAAAAUAUCACAGAAACAAUUCUUUAAUGCGACGUAGCAACACGAAUUGAAUUAUUGAAGAAAAAAAAAAUCAAAUGUCAUUUAUUAAUUUCGUAUUAGAAAUUAAACGUUCUCGAGGAACCUUAUAAAUUGUUUAAUUUGUAUGUUAUAAGUCAUAUUAUUAUUUACAUAAGUAACAAUUACUUACAACAUAUAACGAAAUUGUGGUUAGGAGAUAAUAUGGAUUAACUGAAGUGGUGCACGUUGUUAACUUAUAUAGUUUGUCACGUGUUUUUAAAAAACUAAAAAUAAAAUUAUGGUAUUUAUUCAUUUUUUGUUUAAUUUAUGUAAAAUAGUUCAAAUUCUGAGCGCAGUGAACAAUGUAUCAGCUUAACUAUGAUGAUAAAUGGUGUAAUCUUUUUCUGUUUUUUUUUUCCUGGAAAUCUUGUUCCGAUCAUCACAAUUGAUGUAUACAUUCUAAUACCAAAUGUACAGUUCACAUACUGAUGCGGACAUUUUUUUUAGUAUUGUACCUAUUUUCUCAUUUUCCUACAUUUUUUCUGGUUUCCCAAAAUAAUUUACCGGUUAUUCCCAAAUUACUGGGAAAAUUCUUGGGAUAUUCGAAAAAUAACCUCCUUAAAGUACACCUACAGUUUGAUUUCCUUUCAGAAAAAGUGCUAUACUUGCAAAUCGGAACAAGAUUCCCGGUAAAGAAGUUGUCCACCGAAAAGAUAUCAUCAUUUUAAACCAUUUAAUUUUUCAUUCCACUCGGAAUCUAUAAAAGCAAAAAAGAGGAGGUGUAAAUUUUAUUUUGCAUCUAUUGAUUGGUUGAAUUAUUGUUAUUUUGCGGUUAUUGACAAUAUGUAUACUAUUUCCUUGGUUAUUCAACGAUAAUUCUACAGUACAUUUCAAAAACGGUUGUUUGAUAAAAUAUUUUAUUGUUAUAUAACAAUUAUUACAUUCUAUAAAUUAAAUUACCUAUGUUUUACAUUUAUGAUAUUGUAAAUACAUAUUUUUUUUUACAUAAAAUGUUAAAAUUUCCGAGCCGAGUGGAAAAAGUUUAAAUGUGAGCUCAGUAAUAGAGAUAAUAUUACAUCGUAUUUAAAGAUUGUAAGUUCAUUGUAAUACAAGAUAACAAACGAUUUAAAAAUAAUUAGGUACAAACGCAAAAAUAAUAUAGCAUACAGAUGGUAUUGAAUCAUAUUCGAUAUCGAAAUAAUUACAGAAUUAAGGUCAAACAUUGUAACUUUAAAUAAUAACUUUAUUUUUAAUCAUAAUUGUACAAGUACAUUAUAUAUGAGUACUUAUUGAACAUUUUACAAACACAAAAAAUAAUAUUGCAUACAGCUGGUACUAAAUCAUAUUCGAUAUCGAAAUAAUUACAGAAUUAAAGUCAAAAAUUGUAAAUUUCAAAAAUAACUUUAUUUUUAAUCAUUAUUGUAUAGGUAUACUAUUUAUGAGUACCUAUUGAACCCAUGUUAAAUGCAAACAAAAAUACAAACACGAAAGAUAUGCAGUUUUUAAUAAUAUUUUUGAUAUUAAUAAUACCAAGUGUAAUAGCGUUAAAUGUAAAAAACAUCUUUUUUCCAAAUCUUCCAGUUGUAAGUAACUAUUAUAAUUCACCGACAUUAAAUUUUUCACAUACGAAUGUACCAAUUUUGUUGCUAUGUAAUUAUUUAUUUAACCUUCUAGGGAGAAUACAAGGUAUAUCUCAGAGCGAUUAUACAAUGUAGACGAAUAGAACAUAUUUAUAUAUAUAAUUUAUAUUUAAAUAAAAUAUCAAAUAACGCUUCUGAAAUUAGAGGCAAUAUUACAUUAAAGAAACAAUUCGACGAUUCAAUCGAUGUAAGUUCAAAUAAAUUUAAAUUUUAAAAUAUUUAAUUUUUGUUUAUUUAAGAAUAAAAAUAAAUAUGCAGUCAUUUAUAAUGAUAUAGGAUUUUCGAAACUCUUCAAUUUUUUUCAACUUUGUAAAUAUUAGUUUAAUUAGCUAUUUAAUCUUAUAUAUAAAUUAUAAAAUAAUAUAGUAAAAAUAAAAUUAUUAAAGUGUUUAUUACUUAUAAAAAAAUAAAGUAAAUAAUUAUAGUAAAUAAAUAGACAAAUAAAAAAAUGUAUUUAUAAAAAUAAAAUAAAUAAAUGGAUCAAUAGGUCGACUGGAGUAUUAAACCGCCGGUUUGAAUUGAAAAUGCAUCAACAGGUAUCACAGUCAAAAUAUGAAACUCGACUGAGUAUAUUUACUUACUAAAGUUAUUAAUUUCAUUUAUGUAUAAAGUUGAAGCUGUCGUACGAGUAUAUAUAGACUCACUUAUCUCAGGAUCUGUUUGGCCAAAUAAACAUGAUAUGUAUAAACAUGUAUAUCAAAGGCAAAGAAUAUAUUAUAUUACCUAAUUAAAAUUAUAAUUUAACAUUUAAUACAGUUAUAAUAGUUAUAAUUACAUAUUAUGUUAUGGUUGUAAAAUUAAAUAAAAAACAUUUGAUUAUAGUUGUCUAUGAAUAUGGCUAUCAAAGACUCAAUCGGAGGUUGGAAAGAAAAUGCGUUUUUUUUGCGACAACCUAAAUUAUGUACAGCAUUUAAAAAUUUGAUGGGUUCAGCAUUGCCAAAAGAAUUCAGGAAAAAUAUUGAUUAUAAAGGAGAUUGUCCAAUUCCUCCUGUAAAUAUAAUUUUACUAAACCUAUUAAUCUUAUAUUUAUAAAACAUAUAUUUAUGUGUAGGGUGUAUACUUCUCAAGUGGUUUUGAUGUCACGAGUUAUGUAGCAAAUUCAAAUGUACCAAAACAAUUCUUUUAUGGGACGUACAAAACACGAAUUGCAUCAUAUGACAAAAGAAACAAUGAAAUGUCAUGCAUUAAUUUAAUAAUGGACAUUAAGCGACCUUGGGAAACCUUAUAA
This is a messenger RNA of Cinara cedri, 18263 nucleotides long. NCBI's taxonomy places the organism in Eukaryota, Metazoa, Arthropoda, Insecta, Hemiptera, Aphididae. The record is from the annotation of a GenBank genome assembly.